AUGGGGACAUUCAGCCCGAGGGAAAUGUGGUUUCCCAUUUUCUGCUUUUCAAUUCCUCAGGAGACCUUAAGUAGUUAAUUUCCAAAAAAAAAAAAAAAAAAAGGGAAGAUGAAAAAUGAAAAGGGAAGAGUGGGGGGGGGGGGGUUGUAAAUAAAUAAAAAGCGACUGUCUCUUUAAGAAAAAAAAAAUAGAAAGGGAGGGUCCCCUUUGCCCUCCAGAAUCCAGGAAGAGAGCUGAUCUGCUGGCUAGCCGCAGCUCCUGCCGCUGCUUGACUGCAUACGGGGCCUUGGAGAGCAGGCUGUAACCGCCAGGGCCAGCGAGGACAGUGAGAGCAGGAGUCGGCCACCGCGACAGCGGAUCGGCAAACCACAGGUCGGCACAAGUACAGGCUGGCGCACAACGGGACGGAGGUGGCAGCGUCUGUGAAGGGCUGUACACCGGCAGGCUGGUGGAAGAUGUCUUCCGGGGGCAGUGGGGGGGCCUCGGCGUCAGAUGGGCCCAUUGGGGUCCCCUUCCCUGACCACAGCAGUGAGGUACUGGGAGGUCUGAAUGAGCAGCGCCAAGGAGGAGUUUUGUGUGACGUGCUCAUUAUCGUCCAGGGGCAGGAGUUCCCGGCUCACCGCUCGGUCCUGGCAGCCUGCAGCCCCUACUUCCACAAGCUCUUUACCUCGGGCGCAGUGGCUGAUCGUCAGAGCGUCUAUCACAUCGAUUUUAUUUCAGCAGAGGCGCUUGCUGCCCUCCUGGAGUUUGCCUACACGGCCACUCUCACCGUGAGCACCUGCAGCAUUCGGGACAUCUUGAGUGCCGCUCGCCUGCUGGAGAUCCAGGCUGUCGGUGAUGUGUGCAGCCACCUGCUGGAAUCGGACGUCCUCAAGCAACAGGAAAGGAUGGACUCCAAGCAAGAGGACCAACAGGGACGCAAAGAGCUGGCUGACCUAGUUGACCAGGGGAACCAGCUCAGAGCCCAGGAGUUCCUGGAGUUCUUCCAGAGCCACAGCUCGCACUUUAGUAGUAGCUGCAGUACCCCUGACCUCAGGGAUCUCCAGCCGCACCAGCACUUGAGCCAGCGCAAUGGAGGAGAGGGGCUGCCAUAUGAGACGAAUGGGACUGCUACUCAAGAAUACUACUCUUCUCUGGCACUGGCACUAGCUCAGCCACCCUCUCAUUACCCAGUGAGGGAUGGAGAUGAGGAGGACAAUGAGGAGGAGGAGGAUGAGGAAGAGGUAAAGCUCAGGAGGUACCCAUUUCCCUGGGUGCAAGGAGCAGAGGGUGAACCCAGAGGCCAGGCUCCUCUUGCUUCCUCCUCCUCACAGAAUGGACAUUAUAGCUUAGCAGAGGAGAGGGGCAAUCUGUCUGCAAGUGCACUGCUCCAGCAGAUGAUGGAUUCUUUUGAACGGCAGAAAGAGCUGGAGGCUGCAGGCGAGGAGGUGGACGGCGAGGAGCAUGAUGUGGAAUUUUACCUGAAUUACUUUAACAGCGGGCGGCAUGAUGAUUUAGUGGGCGAGGAUCUGCCAGCCUGGACGCCACAUGGUGGCGACACAACAGGGAGCCUGGGUGUCAAGAAGAUGCGCUCCAAAGCAUUCCAGAAGUGUCCCAUCUGUUCCAAGGUUAUCCAGGGAGCAGGAAAGCUGCCUCGACACAUUCGCACACAUACGGGCGAGAAGCCAUACGAGUGCGACAUCUGCAGUGUGCGCUUCACCAGGCAGGACAAACUAAAGGUGCACAUGCGGAAACACACAGGUGAGAAGCCAUACUUGUGCACGCAGUGCGGAGCUGCAUUUGCACACAACUACGACCUGAAGAAUCACAUGCGUGUGCACACCGGGCUGCGUCCCUACCAGUGCUCCAGCUGCUUCAAGACGUUUGUCCGGUCGGACCACCUCCAUCGACAUCUCAAGAAGGACGGCUGUAAUGGCAUUCCAUCCCGGCGUGGGCGCAAGCCCAGAGUGCGAGAUCCCAUGCCUCCGCCAGAGCUGCCCCAGGUGAAGGGUAUUAGUGAGGGCGCUACCACACCUAGCACACUUCCACCACCUCGCCAGAGGAAGAGAGUUGCAAAGGAGACUGCAAGUGAAGAGGCAAGUGGUUGUACCAGUGCAGCAGAGGAAGAGAGCUUGCUGGGAAAAUAGCAUAUGAGGAGGAGUGGGGGGUACAGGAUCCCAAGACAGACUGCACCCCAAUAGGCAGCCACUUAUUCCAACUGGUAAAACAAAAAAAAAAACUGAAA
Erpetoichthys calabaricus (reedfish) is the source of this 2224-nucleotide messenger RNA. RefSeq names its product zinc finger and BTB domain containing 7a (gene zbtb7a). Gene Ontology annotation, molecular function: DNA-binding transcription factor activity, RNA polymerase II-specific; protein binding; RNA polymerase II cis-regulatory region sequence-specific DNA binding. NCBI's taxonomy places the organism in Eukaryota, Metazoa, Chordata, Cladistia, Polypteriformes, Polypteridae. Gene Ontology annotation, biological process: regulation of transcription by RNA polymerase II. The record is from RefSeq and is a predicted model, not a curated record. The transcript has 4 exons. The coding region runs from base 456 to 2126 and encodes 556 amino acids.